UAAAUCGUCCCAUCAAUUUAAAUUGACAAUUUAACCACAAUAUAUAUAUAUACAUACAUGUACGAACUCUAAGUGUAAGAGCACAUUAAACGAACUGUUCACAGGAAAAUGAGUUACUUGGUCAUCUUAUUCACCCUCUGUGGAACAACACUUGACCUAAUAGGAUACGACUGCAACGGCAACCAUCUGAACGUCACCACGAUCUCGCUAAAUUCUAUUGGAGACUGCAAUAUAAAACCCAUACACACGGAAAGCCAGGAAACGUAUAUACAAUUACUGCAACUCUCGGAAUUCGAAUUCGCCAAUAUUGGGCAAUGUAAGGUACAGAUAACACGAAUUAUAUAUUACUGCGGCAUGCACUCCCAUACAUCAGAAGUACAUAACGGAUUAGCCGACUACCUCUACGAAACGACAGCCCAACAAUGUGCGAGAAUACACCAGGAUGGCACGUUUUCUCUUGGACCAGAAAAUUACAUAAUAGGCUUGAGGGAUAACACCACAACUACACGAUCACUUGUUCUAGCUGGAAAGCUGACAAACGAUGGCAGCUGCCAAGGAACACGGUAUUGGGAUCAUAACGGAAGUUGGGAAGGAGUUGUCGUACAAGCCACAGUAAAGAUAAGCCUCAGAUCAGGAAUAGCCCCGGUGCGAAUAGAGGCGAACAAAAUCCUACUAAAAUCAGGAACAGUUUGCGCCUUCAAUGAAGGAACUUGUUUGGACGCAGAAGACGGAUAUACCUAUUGGCAGCCAUACCCACCCUCUACAUGCAAAUUCGAUCAAUAUGAUGUGUUAUAAGAAGGAAUUGCUACUAAAAUCCAAGAAAUAAAAAA
Messenger RNA from Bombus pyrosoma, 830 nucleotides. RefSeq lists its product as uncharacterized. NCBI's taxonomy places the organism in Eukaryota, Metazoa, Arthropoda, Insecta, Hymenoptera, Apidae. The transcript has a single exon. The record is from RefSeq and is a predicted model, not a curated record. The coding region runs from base 109 to 795 and encodes 228 amino acids.